Molecule: messenger RNA, 6197 nt
Organism: Anopheles arabiensis
Lineage: Eukaryota; Metazoa; Arthropoda; Insecta; Diptera; Culicidae
Exons: 5
Coding region: 2294-3451 (385 amino acids)
Source: RefSeq, a predicted model, not a curated record
CACGGGAAAGUGUGCGCGCCCGCCUGUGCUCGCUGCUCGUACACGGGAAAGCCCGUACCCGUGUCCGUGAAUCCUCGACCGUUUCCAGUCCGUUCCUUGGACCCAGCUGCUGGUGGGACCCAGUGCAGUACGACCCGGUGGUCCGGUGUGCUUUCGUGCCGUGUCCCUGUGCAGAGGAUAUGGCAGAAGAAGGGGUGGUGAAGUGAUGCUCUCUCGCUUUUGCAGACUUCUUUCGAAGUUUGUAUAUGCAUUCGGAGUUGUGCAAGUGUAUAAACACGUUUAUUUUAUGAAAGAAUAUGGAAAUUGCGUAAAAAAGCGCUCUAAAAGCUGUGAUGUCUCACAAUUAAAAUCUCAUUAAAUAAGCAAAUAUAUGGCAGGGUACAGGUAUGUUUUUUGUAUGUGUUUGUGUAUGUGUGUGUGCAAAUAUGUGAGCCUUUGCGGCACGUGAAACCCAUUUUAAACAAUCGUUAAUGGGUUCGUAGAGAGCUAUUUUAACAGUUUCGUUCCGUGCCGGCGCCAGCUAGAAAAUAAAGAUAAGUGGCAAACUGUGUGGCAAAGUCCUUCGGCAACCUAAAAAGCCCGAAAGGAAGUGUGAAAUUAUUUACCGAACAUCGAAAAGUAAUUACUCACACCUGCGGCACAACUGGUUUGUGGGGCGUAUCGUCACAGCGCCAGCUGAAGCGACUCGGCUAGUAAAACGGGGAGACAGGUGCGUUCAAAGCUUUUUUUUGUGUGGAAGGUUUCAGUGUGAGGCAACCGUCUCGAACGGUUUGAGCGUUUGUGAAUGUUCUGCAUCAAGUGUUGGAGAGAGAGAGAGAGCAUUGGAAUUGGAGUGAUUAGUAAAAUGCAUUAAAUAUCUUCUGAGGAAAGCCUGACUGCAAAAUGUGUUAUAAAUGCAAAAUGAAUAUACAUAAGUGAAAAAGCUAAAAGUUUAAUUUAUAUGUAAAUUAAGCAAAAUGGUACAGUUAUAGAUACAACUUCAAAAAUCCAAUGGCAAGUGUCCCAAAAAUAAAAUAUAAAAAAUCAAAGACAAAACGCAAGUUAAUCAGUUUCCAGUGCCGUUCGUUAUUUCCGUUCGUUGCUCUGUUGCCAUUGUAUGGCCAAUAAAACGCACCCUCCAACUCUCUGAACGGCCCACAAAAAAAACUCCAACCCGACGGCGAUGAUUAGUAGCGAGAACCAAUCGAUCUUCGUUAAAACGAUCCCGAAAGGCUGUGCUAAAGUGACGAGUUCUCGAGUACUGCUCCAAAAACACUCCCCCACGCUGCUUUCCACACAGCCGUACUCGCGCCAGAUCUGUGGCUGAAAUUUUAGAGGGAAAAUUCGAUCUCAACUUCUGCCACAAGAGCGGCCCACCAGCUGCCGUUUCGGUCGGUUAAUUUGAUGGGAAAAUCGUCUCACGUUCAAUCGGUUACUUCGGAAGGCCCGGAACCGGCAGAAACGCACGCCAAUGGCAGCGGAGUAGUAAACGAAACGGAAGCGAUCCAGCAAACGCAGCUGUACGCAAUCACAUCGAAUAUCGGCGGGGUCUAGGGCAAGCAACAAGCGCCACAUACGUACGCGGGCCAAACCAAGACCAGCGGUGCGGUGCGAAAAUGGUGGCGAAGUGUUGUGGCGUUAAAAGUUUGAAAUUAAAUUACGAAAAAGAAAACUCCCGCUUACGAAAAAGGAAUACGGAACCGUGCCCGCAGUGAUCCGUCGGAAUUAAGUGAAAGAUUUGAUGCGAGUGCGAAGAAAAGAGAAAGAGAGAGUGAGUGAGAGAGAGGGUUUGUUGUGUGUACAGUUCGCUGGCUGGUGAAGGUGGAAAGAAGUGUACAUUUGUGUCCAUGGUGAAAGUUUUGGGUGUUAGAGAAUUGUACGGUGAAAUUGAUACUAAGCUGGAAUGCUGUUUGCCUUUUUCGUUGCUCACUUGCGCUGAAACUUAAUUUCAAUCCAAGCGCACGCGAUUGCCAAACUGUGAAAAAGGGCUACAGUUUCGAUCAAGCGGCUUUAGUGGCGAGCUUACCACUGGAAUUUGGUGCGAGGAAUUUGAGUGGUGGAGAAAGGAAGCGGUUGUGUUGUUUGGUGGAAGCUGUGCAGCUUUGGAAUUUUGGGUGAGGUUCGAGUCGGUAAUCUCGGUUCAAUUCGAUUCUCUUUAAGUGACACCACGAACCACUCGGGGCUGCAGUUAAAUGCACGAACGGCUUCAGGUGCCAGCUGGUUCCGGCUUCUCGUUGUUGCUGACGUGGCAAAACUUAUAGAAAACGUUUGGGGAUGAAAACAUUGAUCGGAACCGAACACCGACAGCAACAGGAUGCAGCAACAGGAAAAGCGACGCGAGCUGCGUUUGAAACGAUUCUGGCGCACCACCACCAAACCGCCGACGUCCUCCGAGGAGUCCGGCGGCUGCGAAAGUCCUACAAAACUCGGACGAAAGGCGUUCCAGCAACCGUCCGGUCCGGCCAUUGCCGCCAGCAGCAGCAGCAGCGAUAGUCCGCCGAAGCAUCCGACCUGUUCGCUGCCGCUGCUACAGGUGUGGCCCAGCCAGGACUCGCCCCGGGGUGAAGCAGAUGGGCAGAGCUUCGUCUUUCCCAUCGUAGCGGACGAUCAGCAACAGAGCUCCAAUGGCAGGCGAAACUCACUUUUCGUGGAUCAGCUGCAGGCGGGUGACUCCGGUAUCGAUUCCGUGCAGGCGUCACCCUCACCGAUCGCCAUGCCCUGCCAUCCGCUCGUCGUGUCCAAUGCCAUCUCGCCCAGCGCAUCGCCGACGGCCGGUUCGCCCACACCCUCGGUGGACCGGGCGACGCGGCGUCCCUCGACGUCGCUGCUGCACCCGGACCAUGCGCGCAUCUUCGCGCUCCGUGCGCCCGCCUCUCCCGACCAAGUGAGCCUGGCCAGCCUGCCGUUGUUUGACAAUCAUAGGACCUCUUCCACUCCUCCCCAUCCAUUGCAGACUUCGCUCGAGGACAGCACGGAGUUUAACGGGCCCACGACCAGCAAUCAUCUCUGCACCGCCAGCUCCAGCACGACCUCCUCGCUUACCUCGGUAGCCGUUGCGACCCUUGGCCAACACCCGCAGCGGUCCUCCGAUCCGUGGUUACGGCCGGAGCGUGACAAAGACAACCUCGAGCUCGAUCAACGCCGUGCCUCCACGAUGACGGCCCGGCUGUCCCUGUUCGAUGCGCUCGAUCUCGAGUACGCACUGUUGCGGGCGGCGGCCCGCGGUUCGGUCGGACCCUACUCGCUCAGCGAGUCACUGCACAAGCUGACCUUCACGCAGUCGCUCGCAUUCCCGGCGCUGGCCCGCGGACUGGCCACCAAGCGGCGCAACUCCACCGAGCAAAGCUCGUCCCGGCCGCUCAACCCGAACGAGUCGGGCCUGAACACGUUCGCCAAGGUCGUGACCGCCUGCGUGCUGGUGAUGGUGAGCUUUCUCGUGUUUCUGGUAGUGUACAAGUACGUGCGGACGUGAGGGUUGCUCCUGGCCCCGACAGAGGUCGCCACCGUGCAGGCGACCACUACCAUCGCCACGACGUUCCACCAGCACGUCGCGAACAAAACGAUGGUGUCGGGGUUCAGGAAGCUCUUCAACAUUGAAACGUAACGCCAGCCGGUAGUGAUCGGUGGUGCAAUGCGCCCGUUUGAGUGUAUGUGUGUGACUGUAUGCGGUUGUGCGAGAGCAAGAGCGUGUAGUUUGUUCCACUUGUGUGCUGUGCAAUUUCGUCUUAUGUCAGCGGAAUUUCGCGACGCUCGUCCUCAAUGUCCACAAAUCUCUUUCGAACUCGCCCAUUGGACCUAGUGAUGAUACAAUCACGGGAAAGCAAGUGCAUUCAAAAUGCACCAAAAAUCAAAUCCCACAAUCUUUAUGAAAAAAACAAUGGUUCAACCUUAAGCCCCGCUGUGUGAGCGUGUGUGUGUGUGAUGAGGGCUCAUGAGGAAAAACAAGAAUGCUAAAAGAUAAUCGGUUUCUGUAGUGCAACGGUACAAGCGUGUAGAGCAACGUUUGGCAACGUUUCGUUUCGCGUGUCUCGUUCGGUAGGAAAUGGUGUGUACGAUUCGAACAAAAAUCAAUUUACAAUUACAGUAACCAACAUUUCGGAAUCGGAAGAACCUUCGCUGCGUCUAGAAGCAUAUCAUUCAUUGGUGGGUGUGAAAAGUAGCUAAAAGAGGCAUCAUUUCAAUUCUCAAACAAAUGUAAUAACAUUUUUAUUGAUAUAUCUUUGGAUUUUACGAUUGAAGACAAUAAUCCAAUAAUUUGCGACGGCUGUAAAGCUUUUAGUCGUUUUGUGGUUGCUGUAGCUGUUUCUUUUUUUCUUCAUUGCAUUUGCAUUAGAUUAAAUUAAUAAAUCACUGGGAUAAGAAUUCAUUAGACUCAUUAGAAUUGGUUGGUAAGUGAACGUAUUAAGAGGCUUUUUUGUUCAAAUGCUACAAUGAAACUAAUGUGUAAUGCAAAUAGCCUGUUUGUAGGCGUUUCAGUUUGUCGCCUCCAUGUAUGCAAUCCUUAACGCAAAACGUCUAUAUUUAUGUAUUAUUUUUCACAAAUGAACAGUUUUAUUGUUUUUAUCACUAUAAAGCAAAAUAUUUAACAUUUUUUAAUUAAAAUGUAUUGGUUUAAGGUAUACUUUCAUAAAAAUUUAUCAAUUAUAAGUUUAGUAAUUAAUUUGUUAAUAGUUGACUUAUUACCUCUUUUUACAUCAUAAUUGGCCAUCAAUUAUCUUACAUUGCAAGUGCAAUCCUAAAAUAAAUUUAGAUAAUUUGCUGAUUUUAGAGGUUAUUUAAACUAAUAAUCAUGCGUCUAGAUUCGUUCAAUCGUUCGCAUCUCUAAACGUCAGCCAUCCCUCUCUUACCCUUAGACGCAACUAAGCCGGAGAAGAAUAUGAAGCUACGCUCGUGUGAUGAUGCACUAUCCGCAUGUAAAUAGCAAUGUAGAAGAAGAAGAAGAGAAUUUACCGUAAAGAUAAAACAAGAUACAACAAGUAGGCUAUAUACAUAUAGAUAUAUAUACAUAUUCUAAGCGGGGCUGUGCGUGCGUGUACAUACGCUCCGCGCGUGAGACGCCAACACGCCAGCGACACGCGAAAGCAACUCUACUCUGUGAUCAAUACGCGCUAAACAUGAGAGGACAAGAAUAAAAUUGGAAUGAAAACCACACAACAUGUAAACAAACACUCACACACAGACAGACAAUGACACACUCACACCCUCCAUGAUGAUGGUCCAUGGAACCAAUCCAAUCCCUCGAGUGUAGCGAGUGGGAAUCGUUUCCGAACUAACUUAACAAUGUAAGAACCCUACGAACCAAACUGAACCUUAACGAAUUACCUAGUCCAGUAAUCAAGCCGACACUCGUCGGCAGUACCAUUAAUAUUUUACUCAUUUUCUUAGCCAUUGUUCAUCCGCUUACUUUUCAUACUCGCUGCAGUUGCUUGGUAAACAACAAGAUUAAACUCCUAGCCAAAUAAAAACCAACUGCAUAAUAAGAUAGGACAUACAAAAACCUCCUAAUGAAUUAUAUUUAUCACACACAUGUAUUUGAUUAAGCAACAGCAGGUUAUAUUCCAAUCCAGCAUGCAUCCCAAAUCAAGCGAAAAGAUGUUCGAGGCAAAAAUAAGUCACCUUGACCCCUAUCCCUAUGGGAAAGGUGUGCUGUACAUUUAAUUCGCUGGCACCAAACCUAACCAGACGGCCCCAUACCUGUGUGUGUGCACGUUUGAGUUUUUCAUCCUCUUCAAUCCCAUUCAAUCAGCAUUGGACAUUUUUUACCGGUAACAGUUUUAACCCCAAAACACUACAAUCAGGCGUGAGUGUAUUAAGUGCAGCCGAGAAGAAAUGCGAAAAAAAAUCAUUAAAAUCAUACCGAAACGCAGAAAUAAGAAACAGGAAAAUUGAAAAAUCUGCUACACAGUUGAUCAGCUUUAAAGAUGUAAAACAAAAAAGGAAAAAUAAACGAACGCAGAGGAGAUGACUAAACAACCAAUCGAAUGUAAAAUAAGAAAACAGUGUGACAAAAAGCCUACAAAAAUGCAACUAAUACAUACGUGCGUACGUGACAAGGGAAGGGGAAAGCGUGUGAAGAAAAAGUGGGUGAAAAUUAGAAUUCAAGUUGGGUUGUGCUUAGGCUCUACGGUAUAUAUCCGGGGGGGAAAGGUAGAACAUGGAACAAGUUUAAAGAGCGAUAUGAAAAUAAAAGUCAAUAAAAAAUCAACUGAUCAUGUUCA